GACUGUCGGCUGAAAUGACACAAAAUGAGAUGUUGCAUUUUCUAAAAAUAAAAAAUAAUUAAAAAAACCCUAAAACUUUAAAGGGAGGUCAGCAAAGCAAAAGAACCAACUCGAAAAAAUUGCAGAUAUCUGGGAAACUAUUUUUGAUGGUGCAGAGAGAGAUGGAAGGAGAUAAAGGUCUGGUAUGCGUUACAGGUGGUACCGGGUUUAUAGGAUCAUGGCUCAUCAUGAGGCUCCUUGAUCGUGGCUACUCUGUCCGAACCACCGUUAGAUCUGACUCUGAGCAAAAGAAAGACAUCAGCUUUCUUACAAGUCUGCCAAGAGCAUCAGAGAGGCUCCAAAUCUUCAACGCAGAUCUCAGUGAUCCACAGAGUUUCAAUGCACCCAUUGAAGGAUGCACCGGCGUUUUCCACGUUGCAACUCCGGUUGAUUUUGAAGACAGAGAGCCUGAAGAAAUAGUUACAAAAAGAGCAAUCGAUGGAGCGCUGGGUGUCUUACAAGCAUGCUUAAAUUCCAAGACAGUGAAGCGAGUUGUAUACACUUCCAGUGCAUCAGCUGUUGUAUUCAAUGGCGAUCAGGAGGUUGAUGAAAUGGAUGAGAGCUUUUGGAGCGACGUAGAUUUCCUCAAAGCUCCAAAUCCAACUGGAAAUUCAGGCUCCUACAUGAUUUCAAAGACAUUAACUGAAAGGGCAACCCUUGAAUUUGCAGAAAAACAUGGAUUGGAUGUCGUAACCAUAAUUCCUUCCUUCGUUGUCGGACCCUUCAUUUGUCCGAAGUUCCCAAGCUCUGUUCGUGCAAUCUUGGCUAUGGUCUUGGGUGACAAGGAUCAAUAUAGUUUUCUUCUCAAUGCAUCAUUGGUCCAUGUAGAUGACGUGGCCAGGGCACAUAUUUUUCUCCUUGAAUGUCCUACUGUAAAAGGAAGGUAUAAUUGUUCAUCAGAUGUCGUCACAAUUGAGCAGAUGUCUCAAUUUCUGUCAGCUAGGUACCCAGAAUUUCAAAUACCAACAUUAGAUUCUUUGAAGGAAAUUAAAGGGUAUAAAAUACCGAGUCUCUCAACAAAAAAGCUGUUAGAUUCUGGCUUCAAAUACAAGUAUGGGAUCAAUGAAAUGUUCGAUGGAGCUAUUCAAUGCUGCAAAGAGAAGGAGAUGGCGUAUACAUUAUCAAAUGUGAGAUCUAAAUUCCGGUACAAUAUGAAUAAGAGCAAUGUUGAUGAAGCUUAUUCCUGCUAGAUUUGCUUCUUGGAAGAUUGUGAAUAUGGUGUGCCUUUUCCUUUUGUUGUUAUUGUAGUUAUCAAUGUGGGUUUUGUGAGUGCAUUUUCUGGGUUUUCUAAUGUCUUCAUGUUGUACCUAAUAAGAGAGAUACAUGGUAUCAUUUUAUGCCAUUUGCCAAGCUGUAGAAGAUUCUUUUAAAUACAAACUUUUGCUGUUG
This is a messenger RNA of Corylus avellana, 1428 nucleotides long. Lineage: Eukaryota; Viridiplantae; Streptophyta; Magnoliopsida; Fagales; Betulaceae. The record is from RefSeq and is a predicted model, not a curated record.